Messenger RNA from Drosophila ficusphila, 309 nucleotides. RefSeq lists its product as uncharacterized. The transcript is spliced from 2 exons. NCBI's taxonomy places the organism in Eukaryota, Metazoa, Arthropoda, Insecta, Diptera, Drosophilidae. The record is from RefSeq and is a predicted model, not a curated record.
AUGGAAAAGUGUCGUCGCCGCGACCUGGACUCUCAUCCAGAACAGGAGUCCGAAGGAAGGAGAGGAUGAGGAAGGGGGCCAUUGGCCAUUGGCCAUUGGCACGUCUGUCGGUUUAUGCAACAUUUUAGCAAUUAUAUUCGCGUCGAGCGACAUUACAACGGCAAUUACACGCAGGAGCCGCAGAACAUCGCCCGUGGGCGGAUGGCAACGACUUUCGGGGGCGGGGCACUCCAUCCGUCCGGCGCUUUGGCAUUCCGGCAUUCUGGCAUUCCGGAGUCCCUGUCAUCGUCACGUGGAACGGCAACGUGA